GACUUUGCCCCCCGCCAGGGCUGCAGGCAGUUGGACGCUCCUGUGGGGUUGACUGAAGCAGCGAAUGUGUAGGAGGCCUGAGACCCGCGCGUGAAGAUGUGGAACCCACUUCAAGACCCCGACUCGGCGGGGGUCGCCGGGCACAGGCAGCGCUGGUUGUGUGCUGGGGCGCUGGCAGCCGCCGCCAGCCUCUUCAUCCUUGGCUUCCUCCUCGGGUGGUUUAUAAAACCUUCCAAUGAAGCUACUAGCAUUAUUCCUCCUCAUGGCAUGUGGAAGGCAUUUUUGGAUGAAUUGAAAGCUGAGAACAUCAAGACGUUCUUAUAUAAUUUUACACGGAUACCACAUUUAGCAGGGACAGAACAAAACUUUGAGCUUGCAAAGCAAAUUCAGUCCCAGUGGAAAGACUUUGGCUUGGAUUCUGUGGAGUUAGCUCAUUAUGAUGUCCUGUUGUCCUACCCAAACAAGACUCAUCCCAACUAUGUCUCAGUCAUUGAUGAAGAAGAAAAUGAGGUUUUCAACACCUCCUUAUCGGAACCACCUCCUCCAGGGUAUGAACAUGUCUCAGAUGUUGUUCCUCCUUUCAGUGCCUUCUCUCCACAAGGAACACCCCAGGGUGAUUUAGUUUAUGUUAACUAUGCACGAACGGAAGAUUUCUUUAAACUGGAGAGGGAAAUGAAAAUCAAUUGCUCGGGAAAGAUUGUGAUUGCCAGAUAUGGAAAAGUGUUCCGAGGAAAUAAGGUUAAAAACGCCCAGCUGGCAGGGGCCACGGGAGUGAUUCUGUACUCCGACCCUGCUGACUACGUGGCUCCCGGAGUCAGGCCUUACCCGGACGGGUGGAACCUUCCUGGAGGUGGUGUCCAGCGUGGGAACAUUCUAAAUCUGAACGGUGCGGGGGACCCUCUCACCCCGGGUUACCCGGCGAGUGAAAAUGCAUAUAGGCGUGAAGUUGCAGAUGCUGUUGGCCUCCCAAGUAUUCCUGUCCAUCCAAUUGGAUAUUAUGAUGCACAGAAACUCCUGGAACGCAUGGGCGGCUCAGCACCACCCGAUAGCAGUUGGAAGGGAAGCCUCAACGUGCCAUACAAUGUGGGGCCUGGUUUUGCUGGAAACUUCUCUACACAAAAAGUCAAGAUGCACAUCCACUCCAACAGUAAAGUGACAAGAAUUUAUAAUGUGAUUGGUACCCUACGAGGAGCAGUGGAACCAGACAGAUAUGUCAUUCUUGGAGGUCACCGGGACUCGUGGGUGUUUGGUGGCAUUGAUCCUCAAAGUGGGGCAGCUGUUGUUCAUGAAAUUGUGAGGAGCUUUGGAACCUUGGCAAAGGAAGGAUGGAGGCCAAGAAGAACAAUUUUAUUUGCAAGCUGGGAUGCAGAAGAAUUUGGUCUCUUUGGAUCUACUGAGUGGGCAGAGGAGAAUUCCAGGAUCCUUCAAGAACGUGGUGUGGCCUAUAUUAAUGCUGAUUCGUCUAUAGAAGGAAACUACACUCUAAGAGUUGAUUGUACACCACUGAUGUACAGCUUAGUAUAUAAUCUAACAAAAGAGCUACAAAGCCCUGAUGAAGACUUUGAAGGCAAGUCUCUUUAUGAGAGCUGGAGUAAAAAGAGCCCUUCACCUGAGUUCAGUGGUGUGCCCAGGAUUAGCAAGCUGGGGUCUGGAAAUGAUUUUGAAGUAUUUUUCCAAAGACUUGGAAUUGCUUCAGGCAGAGCACGGUAUACUAAAAACUGGGAAACUAACAAAUUCAGCAGCUAUCCACUGUAUCAUAGUGUCUAUGAGACAUAUGAGUUGGUGGAAAAAUUUUAUGAUCCCACAUUUAAAUAUCACCUCACAGUGGCUCAGGUUCGAGGAGGGCUGGUGUUUGCAUUGGCCAAUUCUAUCCUGCUCCCAUUUGACUGUGAAAAUUAUGCUGUAGCUUUGAAAAUGUAUGCUGACAAAAUCUACAAUAUCUCAAUGAAAUAUCCACAAGAGAUGAAGAUGUACCAUGUAUCAUUUGAUUCGCUGUUUUCUGCUGUUGAGAAUUUUACAGAAGUUGCUUCUCAGUUCAGCAAAAGACUUCAAGACAUAGACAAAAGCAACCCAAUAUUAUUGAGAAUUGUGAAUGAUCAACUGAUGUUUUUGGAACGUGCAUUCAUUGAUCCUUUAGGGUUACCAGACAGGCCUUUUUACAGGCAUAUCAUCUAUGCUCCAAGCAGCCACAACAAGUAUGCAGGAGAGUCAUUCCCAGGAAUUUACGAUGCUCUGUUUGAUAUUAACAGCAAAGCAGAUCCUUCCAAGGCCUGGAGAGAAGUAAAGAGACAGAUUUCCAUUGCAGCCUUCACAGUACAGGCUGCAGCAGGGACUUUGAGAGAAGUAGCCUGAAAGGAUUUUCAGAGAAUCCUCUGUAGUGAUUUAAGAUGGUGUAUGGAUGUAAUGAUAAACUAAAAAUAAAAGCUGUAAAUUGUG
Dipodomys spectabilis (banner-tailed kangaroo rat) is the source of this 2436-nucleotide messenger RNA. RefSeq names its product folate hydrolase 1B (gene Folh1b). The transcript has 19 exons. NCBI's taxonomy places the organism in Eukaryota, Metazoa, Chordata, Mammalia, Rodentia, Heteromyidae. Bases 97 to 2352 code for a protein of 751 amino acids. Gene Ontology annotation, molecular function: carboxypeptidase activity. The record is from RefSeq and is a predicted model, not a curated record.